CGAACAUAGUUUAACUAUCGACGGCAGUGCAGCGGCCGGUAUUGACAUACACAAAACCAUUAGUAAUACCGCAUCGUUUUCACAUAACCUAAAGAAACCAUAUUUAAAUGAAGUUUUAAGUUAUCAAUUCCCAUUUGGGUCACGUCUUAUCACAAAUAAAAUAUAACAUUUAAGAUAUAUUUUAUUUAAUGCUAUCCACGUCUUUUUAAUUUUGUGUGUUCUUUAAAUAUCAAAUUCAACUCAAGAUAUCAUUUCAAUAAUUUAACUAUUUUUAAAAAAACCUUAUAAAACUUAUUUUCUAGAAUAUUUGUCAAGCAUUUACCAGCGAACUUCCAUGUCAGUUGGAUGGCUCGAUAAAGCCUUGCUUUAGAAAAUAUUUGUUGAGCUCGGAUUAAUUUUUUUUCUGAUAAAAAGAAUAUUUUUUUAUCAAGUUCAAAACCGGAAGCGCGUGUGUAUUUGAUAUAAAAUAUAAGUAAACGGAAAAUUCACUGCAAUGAAUGGAGUUGAAAAGUGCACAAAUAUUUGAGUUAUUCGUUUAAAUAUUUAUUUCAAUUCAAUUUUAUCGAAAAAUAUUGUUUGAAGUUAAGAAAAAAGAUUUACAAUGCAAAUUACGUCGGUUGCGUUUUUGGUGUUGUUUUUGCUGGCAACAAUUUUUGGUAAUCUCUCUGCAGUUAGUGAUUGUCCCAAUCGGUGUUCGUGUUUUCAGAGAACUGUGCGAUGCGUUCGGUUACAGCUUCGCGAAAUUCCAAAUAUCCCAUAUGAUACUGCUAUUUUAGAUCUACGUUACAAUCGCCUCGAAGAACUACCAUCUAAUGUUUUUGCCGGCUUAAGUCAAGUUCAUACAAUUUUCCUAAGUGAAAAUGAAAUUGGUUUCAUUAAAGACGACUCCUUGUCCGGAUUGGUGGCUCUUAAAUAUUUAUAUCUUAACAAUAAUCGUAUCGGUCAAAUUGCACCUGGUUCAUUCAAGGGUUUGGACUUUUUGGAAGGCUUAUUUUUGGAGAACAAUGAUAUUUGGGAACUGGAGCCAUCGACAUUUGAUGAUCUAUCAAGGCUUACCAGAUUGUUCCUUUUUGGCAAUAAAAUUACAACUAUGCCAGUUGGUUUAUUUGAUAAUUUAGUGAGUUUGAAACGUUUGCGCUUGGACAAUAAUCCGAUAAAUUGUGACUGUGGAGUUGGCUCGUUGGUUAAUCUACAAUUGGAUACAAAAGGCCAAAUGUCAAUAUCACUAACUUGUGAAGCUCCAGAAAGACUUCACAAAAAGUCCUUUUUAGAAUUGCAUGAACAGGAUUUUCACUGCUCAAAACCUCAAAUGAUUGAAGAACCCCACGAUAUGCAAACCUAUUCAGGGCAAACAGUCGAAUUACCUUGCACAGUAAUCGGUGAUCCAGAACCCGAAGUCAUAUGGAUGCAUAAUACCAACGAAAUCUCCAACGGAUACUCUCCCCGAAUGGAAAUUCUAGACUCGGGAAAUCUGCAAAUCAGAUCGAUUGAUAACAAUGAUGUUGGAAUCUACGAGUGCAUCGGACGAAAUGACUAUGGCGAGACAAAAUCUCAACCAAUAAGAAUGACUGUUCGACAUAAUGAUGUUCGUCAAGAGCCACCUCAGUUUAUCGAGCAGCCAAAAGACAUGAUUGUUGGAUUCGAUGAUUUUGCAGUAUUGGAUUGUAGUGCUUCUGGUUUACCAGCACCGGAAAUACAAUGGUACUUCAAUGGCCGUCAAGUGUCACAUUCAACACAAACUACGAGAAUUCUUUCGAACGGCAGCUUGGAAAUAUUCGAAGCUAAUUUAUUGUCGUCAGGAACUUAUAAGUGUGUAGCUAGCAAUGCCUUUGGAAGUGUCCAAGCAAAGGCUAGGGUCGAAGUUAAAGAACUGCCUGUAUUUAUAUUGGCUCCACAAAGUAAGGCAAUCAAAAUGGGACAAAGCAUCGAGCUGGAGUGUGACGCUGAAGGAAACCCACUUCCAGCUAUUUCAUGGAAGUUCAAUGGCACAGCCAUAAGCUCGGAUAAUCGAAUCACUUUGGAUAAUGAAAAUACUGAAUUAACUAUUAAGGAUGCUAAAGAUUCAGACUCGGGCACUUACACCUGCAUCGCAAAAAAUGAAAACGGUCAAUCGAAAUCAGAAGCUGUGAUUUUUGUAGAAAGUGAUCAUAGUCCACCAAGUCUUCUCUUUAGCCCUUAUGAUUUAGAAGCUUAUUCUGGGACAACAAUUGAGCUGCCAUGUAAAGGGGAUGAUGAAUUUGUUAAGAUACGAUGGCAAAAAGAUGGACGUGAAGUAUUUAAUAAUGAACGUUUUCAAAUAAGUACUUCCGGCAGUUUGUACAUUAAAAAUGCAACACUUUCUGACACAGGACGUUACGAAUGUUCAAUUAAGAAUGAACACGGUCGUGCAACAGCGUCAGGCUUAGUAACAAUAAAGAGCAACGAUCUUCUUGCCCCUGGUGAUAAAUUCGUUCGAGUUGCCUUUGCAGAAGCUGCUAGAGAAAUUGAUCUUUCCAUUAACAAUACCAUCGAAUCUUUAUUCACCGAUCGCAAGCCAAGUAAUCCCCUGCAUCACGGUGAUCUUCUAAGGCUCUUCCGUUUUCCCCGCGGUGAAGCUAGACAACUUGCUCGUGCAGCUGAAAUAUACGAACGUACUUUGGUCAAUAUUCGAAAACAUGUCCAGCAAGGUCACAAUCUCUCCAUUGCCAGUAGCCAAUAUGAAUUCAAAGAUCUUCUCUCACGGGAGCAUUUACGUUUGGUAGCUGAGCUCUCCGGUUGCAUGGAGCACCGUGAAAUGCCAAACUGUACAGACAUGUGUUAUCAUUCCAAGUAUCGGAGUAUCGAUGGUACAUGUAACAAUCUCAACAAUCCGACAUGGGGUGCUUCGUUGACAGCUUUCAGGCGAAUCGAAAAACCUAUUUACGAGAACGGUUUCAGCAUGCCCAUUGGAUGGACUAAGGGAAAAUUAUACUCAGGCUUCGAAAAGCCCAUUGCUCGAUUGGUUUCUACGACUUUAAUCUCAACCAAGGAGAUAACUCCAGAUGAACGGAUAACGCACAUGGUCAUGCAAUGGGGUCAGUUUGUAGAUCAUGAUUUGGAUCACGCCAUUCCAUCGGUGAGCUCCGAAAGUUGGGAUGGAAUAGACUGCAAGAAAACCUGUGAAUUUGCUCCUCCCUGCUAUCCCAUGGAAGUUCCACCCAAUGAUCCACGUGUGAAGAACAGGAGAUGCAUAGAUCUAAUUCGGUCUAGUGCAAUUUGCGGUUCAGGAAUGACAUCGGUGUUCUUCGAUGCAAUUCAGCCUAGAGAACAAAUUAACCAAUUGACUUCUUAUAUUGACGCUUCUCAGGUCUACGGUUUCACCCAAGAGUUCUCGCGAGAACUCAGAAAUCUUACCUCUGAAGAUGGUUUGCUUCGAACUGGUGUUCACUUUCCCAAUCAAAAAGAUAUGUUGCCAUUUGCGGCACCACAAGAUGGUAUCGAUUGCCGACGGAACCUAAAUGACAACAACAUGAAUUGCUUUGUGGCUGGUGAUAUUCGUGCCAACGAACAAGUGGGACUGUUGGCCAUGCAUACAAUUUGGAUGCGAGAGCACAACAGAAUUGCCAUAAAAUUGAAGGAAAUAAACCCACACUGGGAUGGGGACACACUCUACCAGGAAGCUAGGAAAAUCGUUGGAGCUCAGAUGCAGCACAUAACCUAUAAACAUUGGUUGCCUCUAGUGGUUGGCCCCAGUGGAAUGGAGAAAUUGGGAGAGUACAAAGGCUAUAAUCCAUCGAUAAACCCGUCAAUUGCUAACGAGUUUGCUACAGCCGCUUUUCGUUUCGGUCACACGCUCAUUAACCCUAUUCUCCACCGGCUUAACGAAACUUAUCAGCCCAUACCGCAGGGCCAUUUACCGUUACAUAAAGCAUUUUUUGCUCCAUGGCGCAUAGCCUACGAAGGUGGUGUGGAUCCUCUUAUGCGUGGUUUCUUUACUAUUCCUGCCAAACUCAAGAAACCCGAUCAAAACUUAAACACUGAGCUCACCGAAAAGCUGUUCCUUACCCAACAUGCUGUCGCUCUGGAUUUAGCAGCCAUGAACAUUCAACGGGCACGAGAACACGGUAUUCCAGGAUACAAUGAGUAUAGAAAAUUCUGUAAUAUGACAGCAGCGAUGACUUUUGAGGAUUUGUCAGGUGAAAUAAGCAGUGCUGAAGUUAGGACCAAGCUAAAAGACCUGUAUGGACACCCCGAUAAUAUCGAUAUAUUUGUUGGGGGCAUUCUCGAAGACCCUGUCGAGGGUGGAAAAAUAGGUCCACUCUUCCAAUGCAUCAUAGUUGAUCAAUUCAGAAGACUGCGAGAUGGAGAUAGACUUUACUAUGAAAAUCCUUCAGUUUUCCUUCCCGAACAAUUGCAGCAGAUCAAACAAGCAAACUUAGCACGAGCUCUUUGCGACAAUGGUGACAAUAUCAAUGAAAUCACAGAAAAUGUCUUUAUACUUCCAAAAGAGCAGGGAGGCUUCAAGGAAUGUCUUGAUAUUCCCGGUAUAAAUUUAUACUUUUGGCAAGAUUGCGGUAGCUGCGAUGCACUGCCCAAGCUUUUGAAAAGUUAUGUUCCACAAACUUAUCCAUCCCGUCAAAAGAGGUCGUUAACCGAUCAAAAACCAAGAGAAGAAAGUGAUGAAGAACACUGGGAGAUGAAUAGUGAGAGAAUAAUUGGUCUUGAAGAAGUUAUAAGCAGUUUCCAGGCUGAAUUGCAUGAACUUCAAACAAAGGUUAAGACCCUUGAGAAAACAUGUAACUCAUCAAUCAAACCGAAUAAGAAGGCGAGCUGCAUUGAUGAGUCGGGAAAGGUUCGAUUGAAUAACGAGACAUGGGACCAGGACGGAUGUACUAAUUGUAAAUGCAAACGUUCUCAAGUGACUUGCAUUAAAAAGAACGAUUGCAAUAUUUAAAGUAAUAUAAAGACAAAUCAUAAUGAACAAUGUAAAAAAGGGUAGGUACUAUUU
Messenger RNA from Eupeodes corollae, 4966 nucleotides. RefSeq names its product peroxidasin. NCBI's taxonomy places the organism in Eukaryota, Metazoa, Arthropoda, Insecta, Diptera, Syrphidae. Gene Ontology annotation, biological process: response to oxidative stress. The record is from RefSeq and is a predicted model, not a curated record. The transcript has 9 exons. The coding region runs from base 602 to 4912 and encodes 1436 amino acids. Gene Ontology annotation, molecular function: peroxidase activity; protein binding; heme binding.